AUGUCGAAAAGAAAGAAUUUACACAAUAAAGAGGUAUUUCAACGCAUUAAUUACCUUCAUCAAGCAUCAAAAAUCAUAGCCAGCAAAAAUAAAACAUUAUCAUGCUAUUACGGAAGCUUAUUGAAGGAUUUAAGAAAUAAGGCGGUCAUUAAAAUAGAUCCAUCAAUUAAGAGAGAUUUAUGCAAACGAUGUUCUAUAUCAUUUAAUCAAGAGACGUGCAAAUUAGUUUCUUAUAGUGAUUCAUUAGUGGAAAUAGAAUGUGGCAAUUGUGGAUACCGAAAAAAGUAUCCCGUCAAUGAUACACACAAGUUGUGGAUAGAAAAUGAGCAAUCAGUAAUUGAAACACUCGAAUUUAAUGAUGUUUAA
Molecule: messenger RNA, 366 nt
Organism: Chironomus riparius
Lineage: Eukaryota; Metazoa; Arthropoda; Insecta; Diptera; Chironomidae
Source: the annotation of a GenBank genome assembly